Messenger RNA from Colossoma macropomum (tambaqui), 6256 nucleotides. Its product is annotated as myosin-4-like. Gene Ontology annotation, molecular function: ATP binding; actin filament binding; cytoskeletal motor activity. The transcript has 39 exons. Gene Ontology annotation, cellular component: myosin complex. NCBI's taxonomy places the organism in Eukaryota, Metazoa, Chordata, Actinopteri, Characiformes, Serrasalmidae. The record is from RefSeq and is a predicted model, not a curated record. Bases 440 to 6256 code for a protein of 1938 amino acids.
UCAGACGUCUUGUUCCUAUCACCACCACUGUGAACAAGUCAGGUUUCAAAACAAAGCGUUCAGAAAAGCGUGCUUUGUUUACAUCUUAAUAAAUUAAUUAUGCAGCAUUUCUGAAAAACAAUUGGAAUUCCCCUUUAAAUGUUGCAUUGAUGUUUUGUAUAGCUAAAUAAUAUGGACUUGUGCUAUAAUGCGUCCUCAUCUGUUCUGCUUCUAAAAAGAUUCUAUACGAUACUACUGAGCUACUGUUUAUCUUCAUGUGUCAACUUGUGUGAUUUUGCUUUCUAUCAAAAAGGUGAUCUCUACAAACGUCUUCUAAAAGGCUAAAGGUAAGUCUUGCAGUACACAAAGUCCAUGGCAGUACAACCAAAUCCCACUUCUUUGAUAUUUCAGUUCUUUCCACUCUUGUCGCUGAUCCGCAGCUCUGGUAAAGAGGCUUAGGAUGAGCACUGAUGCUGAGAUGGCUAUCUUCGGGGAGGCCGCCCCGUACUUGCGCAAAACCGAGAAGGAGAGGGUUGAGGAGCAGAGCCGACCCUUUGACAGCAAAACAGCCUGUUACGCAUACGAUGACAAGGAGCUGUACGUGAAGGGGACCCUUCAGAGCAAAGAGGGCGGCAAAGCCGUGGUCGACACUGAGGAUGGCAGGACUGUGACUGUCAAGGAGGACCAAGUCUUCCCAAUGAAUCCUCCAAAGUUUGAUAAGAUUGAGGACAUGGCCAUGAUGACUCACCUCAAUGAACCGUGUGUGCUGUUUAACCUCAAAGAGCGCUACGCAGCAUGGAUGAUCUAUACCUACUCUGGACUUUUCUGUGUGACUGUGAACCCCUAUAAGUGGCUUCCAGUCUACAACCCAGAGGUGGUGACUGCGUACAGGGGAAAGAAGCGGAUGGAGGUUCCUCCUCAUAUUUUUGCCCUGUCUGAUAAUGCCUAUCAGUUUAUGCUUACUGAUAGGGAGAACCAGUCUAUUCUCAUCACUGGAGAAUCCGGUGCAGGGAAGACUGUCAACACUAAACGCGUCAUUCAAUACUUUGCGACAAUCGCAGUGUCUGCAGACAAGAAGAAAGAGUCCAUCAGCAAAAUGAAGGGCACCCUGGAAGAUCAAAUCAUCCAGGCCAAUCCUCUCCUGGAGGCUUUUGGGAAUGCCAAGACUGUGAGGAACGAUAACUCCUCUCGCUUUGGUAAAUUUAUCAGGAUCCACUUUGGAACAACCGGGAAACUGGCAUCAGCAGAUAUUGAAACUUACCUGCUUGAAAAGUCCAGGGUGACAUUUCAGUUGGCUGCUGAAAGAAGUUACCAUAUAUUCUAUCAACUGACUUGCAACAAGAAACCAGAGCUCAUAGAUAUGCUCCUUAUUACCACCAAUCCAUACGACUUUGCCUUCAUCAGCCAAGGAGAGAUUAGCGUGAGGAGCAUAGACGAUGCAGAGGAGCUGGUGGCUACUGAUGAAGCCAUUGACAUCCUUGGCUUUACUUCCGAAGAGAAAGUUGGUAUCUACAAGAUGACUGGAGCGGUGAUGCAUUAUGGGAACAUGAAGUUUAAGCAGAAGCAGCGUGAGGAGCAGGCUGAACCUGACGGCACUGAGGAGGCAGAUAAAGCUGCUUACCUGAUGGGCCUGAACUCAGCUGAUCUUCUGAAGAACCUCUGUUACCCCAGAGUUAAAGUGGGGAAUGAAUUUGUGACGAAGGGCCAGAAUGUGCAACAAGUGUAUAACUCAAUUGGUGCCCUUGCCAAGUCUGUCUAUGAGAAGAUGUUCUUGUGGAUGGUCAUGCGCAUAAACCAGCAACUGGACACCAAACAACAGAGACAACAUUUUAUUGGGGUCCUUGAUAUUGCAGGGUUUGAGAUUUUUGAUUUCAACACACUGGAACAGCUAUGCAUCAACUUCACCAAUGAGAAACUGCAACAGUUUUUCAACCACCACAUGUUUGUGCUGGAGCAAGAGGAGUACAAGAAAGAGGGAAUCGAAUGGGAGUUCAUAGACUUUGGAAUGGACCUGGCUGCCUGCAUUGAGCUAAUUGAGAAGCCAAUGGGCAUCUUCUCUAUACUUGAGGAGGAGUGUAUGUUUCCCAAGUCUACCGAUACUUCCUUCAAGAACAAGCUCUAUGAUCAACAUCUGGGCAAGAACAAUUGCUUCUUAAAGCCCAAGCCUGUGAAAGGCAAGCCUGAAGCACACUUCUCCUUGGUGCACUAUGCUGGCACUGUGGACUACAAUAUCGCUGGCUGGCUGGAGAAGAACAAAGACCCUCUUAACGAGUCUGUUGUACAGCUGUACCAGAAGUCAUCCGUGAAACUGUUGGCGCUGCUGUAUGCAAGUUAUGCUGGAGCGGGCGACCCAAGUGGCAGUGGUAAGAAAGGAGGCAAAAAGAAAGGAGCAUCUUUCCAGACUGUCUCUGCUCUUUUCAGGGAAAACUUGAACAAGCUGAUGUCUAAUCUUAGAACCACGCAUCCUCAUUUUGUGAGGUGUUUGAUUCCAAAUGAAACCAAAACCCCAGGUGUGAUGGAAAACCAUCUGGUUAUCCACCAGCUUCGCUGUAACGGUGUUCUGGAGGGUAUCAGAAUCUGUAGGAAGGGCUUUCCCAGCAGAAUCCUGUAUGGAGACUUUAAACAGAGGUACAGGAUCCUGAAUGCCAGUGCUGUCCCCGAGGGCCAGUUCAUGGACAAUAAGAAGGCUGCGGAGAAACUGCUAGGCUCUAUUGACAUAGAUCACACUCAAUACAAAUUUGGACACACCAAGGUGUUCUUUAAAGCAGGUCUCCUGGGGGUGCUGGAGGAGAUGAGAGAUGAGCGCCUGGCUCAAGUUGUCACCAGCACUCAGGCAGUAUGUCGUGGAUACCUUGUAAGGAUAGAGUACCAAAAGAUGAUUGCCCGAAGGGAGUCUAUCUUUGCCAUCCAGUACAACAUUCGCGCCUUUAUGAAUGUGAAGCAUUGGCCUUGGAUGAAGCUGUAUUUUAAGAUCAAGCCUCUACUGAAGAGUGCUGAGUCGGAGAAAGAGAUGGCCCAGAUGAAAGUGGACUUUGCCAAAUGUAAGGAGGACCUGGCUAAAUCAGAGAGCAGGAGAAAAGAGCUGGAGGAGAAGAUUGUUUCCAUUGUACAAGAAAAGAAUGACCUACUCCUUCAAGUUCAGGCGGAAGCAGAUAAUCUGAUGGAUGCAGAGGAGAGAUGUGAGGGACUGAUCAAAAGUAAGAUCCAGCUGGAAGCAAAGCUGAAGGAGACUGCUGAAAGGCUGGAGGAUGAAGAGGAGAUUAAUGCUGAGCUCACAGCCAAGAAGAGGAAACUGGAGGAUGAAUGUUCUGAGCUGAAAAAAGACAUGGACGACCUUGAGCUCACUUUGGCCAAAGUAGAGAAAGAGAAACAUGCCAUGGAGAACAAAGUGAAAAACCUUACUGAAGAAAUAGUCUCUCAGGAUGAGAACAUUUCUAAGCUGAAUAAAGAAAAGAAAGCUCUGCAAGAGGCACAUCAGCAACUGUUGGAUGACCUUCAAGGAGAAGAGGACAAAGUUAACGUUCUCACCAAAGCCAAGGCAAAGCUGGAGCAACAAGUUGAUGAACUGGAGGGAUCUCUGGAGCAGGAGAAAAAGGUUAGGAUGGAUCUUGAGAGAGCCAAAAGGAGGCUUGAGGGUGACCUGAAACUGUCCCAGGAGUGCAUAAUGGACCUGGAGAAUGAGAAGCAGAAGCUGGAUGAAAAACUGAAGAAAAAAGAUUUUGAAGUGACUCAACUGCAGAGUAAAAUUGAAGAUGAACAGUCUGUUGGUGCUCAGCUGCAGAAGAAAAUUAAAGAACUUCAGGCUCGAAUAGAAGAGCUUGAAGAGGAGAUUGAGGCUGAACGCACUGCCAGAGCCAGGGUGGAGAAGCAGAGAGCUGAUCUCUCCAGGGAACUUGAGGAGAUCAGUGAGAGGCUGGAAGAAGCUGGUGGAGCCACAGCAGUUCAAGUCGAGAUGAACAAGAAGCGUGAAGCCGAGUUCCAGAAGCUGCGCCGUGAUCUCGAAGAGUCCACUCUGCAGAACGAGGCCACUUCAGCUGCACUGCGUAAGAAACAUGCAGACAGUGUGGCAGAACUCGGAGAGCAAACUGACAACCUCCAGCGAAUCAAGCAAAAGCUUGAAAAGGAGAAGAGUGAGCUGAAACUUGAAGUGGAUGAUCUGUCCAGCAAUAUGGAGACCAUUGCUAAAUCAAAGGUCAAUCUUGAAAAGAUGUGCCGCUCUCUGGAGGACCAGCUAAGUGAAGUCAAAACCAAAGAGGAGGAGCACCAGAGACUCAUUACUGAUCUCACCACCCAGAAGGCUCGACUUCAGACAGAAAAUGGUGAAAUGUCACGCCAGCUUGAGGAGAAGGACUCUCUGUUGUCUCAGUUAUCCAAAGGCAAACAGGCCUACAUCCAACAAAUUGAGGAGCUAAAAAGGCAGAACGAGGAAGAAAUGAAGGCUAAGAAUGCCCUGGCCCAUGCUCUGCAGUCAGCUCGUCAUGACUGUGACUUGCUGAGGGAGCAGUUUGAGGAAGAGCAAGAGACCAAGGCUGAACUGCAGCGUGGAAUGUCCAAGGCCAACAGCGAGGUAGCUCAAUGGAGAACCAAAUACGAGACUGAUGCCAUCCAGCGCACUGAGGAACUUGAGGAGGCCAAAAAGAAGUUGGCCCAGCGACUUCAGGAUGCAGAAGAAGCUGUUGAGGCAAUUAACUCAAAGUGCUCCUCACUGGAGAAAACAAAGCAUAGACUGCAGGGUGAGGUGGAAGACCUGAUGACAGAUGUGGAAAGGGCUAACUCAGCUGCUUCUGCACUGGAUAAAAAACAGAGGAACUUUGAUAAGAUCCUGGCAGAAUGGAAACAAAAAUAUGAAGAGAGCCAGGCAGAGCUUGAGGCAGCAAUGAAAGAAGUUCGUUCACUGGGAACAGAAAAUUUCAAAAUGAAGAAUGCUUAUGAAGAAUCUUUGGAGCAGUUGGAGACACUGAAACGUGAAAAUAAAAACCUGCAACAGGAAAUCAUGGACCUCUCUGAGCAUCUCGGGGAGACUGGAAAAACCAUCCAUGAACUUGAAAAGUCAAAGAAGCAAGCAGAGCAAGAAAAAUCAGAAAUCCAGACCGCUUUAGAGGAGGCUGAGGCCUCCCUGGAGCAUGAGGAAUCUAAGAUCCUUCGUGUUCACCUGGAGCUGAAUCAGGUGAAGAGUGAGAUUGAGAGAAAGCUGGCCGAGAAGGAUGAGGAGAUCGAGCAGCUGAAGAGGAACAGCCAGAGAAUCAUAGACUCCAUGCAGAGCACUUUGGACUCCGAAGUCAGGAGCAGGAAUGAUGCCCUGAGGGCCAAGAAGAAAAUGGAGGGAGAUCUUAAUGAGAUGGAGAUUCAGCUGAGCCAUGCCAACCGCCAGGCUGCUGAGGCCCAGAAACAGCUAAGAAACAUUCAAGCUCAAUUAAAGGAUGCCCAAUUGCAUCUGGAUGAUGCAUUGAGACAGAACGAUGACAUGAAGGAGCAGGUGACUAUGGCUGAGCGCAGGAGUGCCCUGAUGCAGGCAGAAAUAGAGGAGAUCAGGGCGGCUCUAGAACAAACAGAGAGAAGCCGCAAAGUGGCCGAACAAGAGCUGGUCGAUGCUACUGAGCGUGUCCAGCUUUUGCAUUCACAGAACACCAGUUUGAUAAACAGCAGGAAAAAACUGGAGAGUGACUUGACUCAGAUGCAGAGCGAGAUGGAGGACAGUCUUCAGGAGGCCAGGAAUGCUGAAGAGAAAGCCAAAAAGGCCAUCACUGAUGCUGCCAUGAUGGCAGAGGAACUAAAGAAGGAGCAGGACACCAGCGCCCAUCUGGAAAGAAUGAAGAAGAACCUGGAGGCCACAGUCAAAGACUUGCAGCAACGUCUAGAUGAAGCUGAAAACUUGGCCAUGAAGGGUGGAAAGAAGCAACUCCAGAAACUGGAAGCAAGGGUAAGAGAACUGGAGAAUGAACUGGAACAAGAGCAAAAGCACAGUUCUGAAGCUGUGAAAGGUGUGCGCAAGUUUGAGCGCAGGAUCAAGGAGCUCUCCUAUCAGUCUGAGGAAGACAAAAAGAACAUAAUCAGGCUGCAGGAUUUGGUGGAUAAGCUACAGCUGAAGGUCAAAGCCUACAAGAGACAAGCUGAGGAAGCUGAGGAACAGGCUAACACUCAUUUGACCAAGUUUAGAAAAGUACAGCAUGAGCUGGAGGAGGCUCAGGAGAGAGCUGACAUUGCUGAGUCUCAGGUCAACAAGAUGAGAGCAAAGAGCCGGGACAUGGGAGCAAAGGGAAAGGAGAGUGGGGAAUAA